CAGAUGCAACCUCGCCGCGAGCUUUGGAAAGCUGUGUCUAGGGUCAUUGAUUUUUAACACCUGCACAACUUUAGAAUUUCACCCUUAGCCCUCAGCUCUGGUGCCAUUUCACAAACAUCCCCAUCGAUUCCCUCUUCUCAGCAAAGAAGCCGUCAAUAUGGAUGAUACCGAGAGCGCCCUCGCGCCUAAGUUCGCGCCCUUCAUUGGCAUGGCCGGCAUUGCAGCAGCCAUGAUCUUUGGCAGUGCUGGAGCCGCAUACGGCACGGCCAAGGCAGGAAUCGGUAUUGCGGGUGUCGGUACAUUCAGACCAGAUCUGAUCAUGAAGUGCUUGAUCCCCGUGGUCAUGUCCGGAAUUAUCGCCGUCUACUCUCUCGUCAUAUCCGUCCUCAUAGCCGAAGACAUGGCGCCGCCAUCGCAACAGAAGUACAGCUUGUUCAACGGCUUCAUGCAUCUUGCCUGCGGGCUCUCAGUCGGAUUGACAGGCCUCGCCGCUGGCUACUGUAUCGGCAUUGUCGGAGACAAGGGCGUCCGUGCCUACAUGGAACAAUCCCGAAUCUUCGUCGGCAUGGUUCUGAUUCUCAUUUUUGGAGAGGUUUUGGGUCUAUAUGGGCUUAUUGUGGCGCUUAUCCUCAACACCAAGAGCAAGGGUUAAACAACUUUCUGACGGUAUGGAGACAAUCGAAUCGAUCAUGCAGAAUGAUCCCGCUGAUAAAAUGGAACAAAUAUAUAGUCGAGCUCAUCCUGAACCCCGCGAGCUGGCUACACGACCAACGUGCUCGGCUCAACCACAAAUUGGACGAACUGAGGCGAUCCAGGGGAAGCUGGGUUUGUACCAAUAUGGACACGUUUGUCUCAAUAACAGCAUAGUCGCCGGCGUUAUAUGGGUUAUGUAGAAUCAAAGGUGCGUUCUAGAACGUGUUGAUGGUUGGCAGGACAUACAAAGACCUCAGUUUGUGCUUCUCUCGAGGCGAAACAAAAUGACGCAUCAAUCCAAUUCGUACAGUGUUUAAACCCACGAAGUUUUUGUCCAGCCAAUAUGCU
Molecule: messenger RNA, 1041 nt
Organism: Pseudomassariella vexata
Lineage: Eukaryota; Fungi; Ascomycota; Sordariomycetes; Amphisphaeriales; Pseudomassariaceae
Product: vacuolar ATPase proteolipid subunit C
Exons: 5
Coding region: 158-652 (164 amino acids)
Biological process (GO): proton transmembrane transport
Cellular component (GO): proton-transporting V-type ATPase, V0 domain
Molecular function (GO): proton-transporting ATPase activity, rotational mechanism
Source: RefSeq, a predicted model, not a curated record